CUCAAUGCUGCCAACCAAGACCCACCUCUCUUUCUUUCUCUCAUACUUCUCUUCCUCACACCAACAACACUCAAUUAUUUUUCUCCAUCUCCAUCUCCAUCUCCAUCUCUCUCAUGGAAGCCCUUCAUCUUCCUUCCGAAAUCCACCCCCAUUUUCUCGCCUCCCCUGUCAAGGAUCGCAAAUCGGAUUUCCAGGAGAUGCCGGAGUCUGACAUUCAUAUCGUUACCUCCGGUGGACUUCGUAUACCUGCGCAUUCUACCGUACUGGCCUCGGUUUCAUCGGUGUUGGAAAACAUGAUCGAGCAACCGCGAAAGCACAGGAGCUCCGAGAAAGUGAUUCAAAUGCUUGGAGUUCCGUGUGAGGCAGUCGUUUCGUUCGUUCAAUUCCUCUACACAUCUAGGUGCCCUGAAGAAUAUCUAAAGAAAUAUGGAAUUCAUCUUUUGGCGCUAUCACACGUUUACCUUGUUCCACAUUUGAAGCAGCGAUGCACUAAGCACUUGGCUAGAAACUUGUCCAUCCAUAGCGUUAUCGAUAUACUCCAACUCGCAAGAAUGUGCGAUGCACCGGAUCUCUCACUCAGCUGUAUGAAAAUGGUGUCCACCCACUUCAAGGCCGUUGAGAAAACGGAAGGCUGGAAAUUCCUGCAAAAACACGACUCUUGGCUCGAGCUUCAAAUUCUGCAGUUCAUGGAUGAAUCCGAAUUGAGGAAAAAGAGAUGCAGAAGGCAGAGGAAAGAGCAGAGGGUUUAUCUUCAGCUAAGCGACGCAAUGGAGUGUUUAGAGCACAUCUGUAAAGAAGGGUGCACAAACGUUGGGCCGCUGGACGUGGUACCCACAAAGAAGCAGCCAUGUUCUAAAUACUCUACGUGUCGUGGAGUUCAACUUCUGAUUAAGCACUUUGCAACGUGUGAGAACAGAGUCCACGGAGGAGCUUGCUGGCGGUGCAAACGAAUGUGGCAGCUUCUACGCUUGCAUGCCUCCAUCUGCCACCAAUCCGAUGCUUGCAAAGUCCCUCUUUGCAGACAAUUCAAACAAAAAAUGAAGCAAGAGAAUGUUGAAAAAGAGGAUGCGAAGUGGAAACUGCUGGUGAAAAAGGUGUUGUCUGCCAAAACAAUCUCUUCAGUUUGUCUUCCCAAAAGGAAGAGAGCAGUAAGGGACGCCAUGAGCGCCGAUUGCAUCAAAAGCUUCCGAUUACAAUCCGAUACCUUUCAUUAACAGCUGAGAAGUUAGGAUGUAACGUUGUUUUCUUUUCUCAAAAGAGAAGAAAAAAAGGAGACUAGACUAGGACGAGGAGGAAUACGUUGUUUCAUUUUAUUUCUUUUUUCUUUUUUCUUCUAAUGAGGAGCUUUGAGGUUUCCUUUCCGUUCAUCAACUGUUUGUAAUUUGUAUAGGAACAGGGAGAGGAAUAUGUGGUUUUUUGUGGUUUGUAUGAAAAUAUAGAUAGAUAAUAAAGAAAGUUUGUUUUGUUUGCUGCAUUUCCAAUUUUCCAAAA
Molecule: messenger RNA, 1491 nt
Organism: Cucumis sativus (cucumber)
Lineage: Eukaryota; Viridiplantae; Streptophyta; Magnoliopsida; Cucurbitales; Cucurbitaceae
Product: BTB/POZ and TAZ domain-containing protein 1
Exons: 5
Coding region: 114-1214 (366 amino acids)
Cellular component (GO): nucleus
Molecular function (GO): protein binding
Source: RefSeq, a predicted model, not a curated record